Cyprinus carpio (common carp) is the source of this 1282-nucleotide messenger RNA. Its product is annotated as pollen-specific leucine-rich repeat extensin-like protein 2. Lineage: Eukaryota; Metazoa; Chordata; Actinopteri; Cypriniformes; Cyprinidae. The transcript is spliced from 3 exons. The record is from RefSeq and is a predicted model, not a curated record. The coding region runs from base 279 to 1274 and encodes 331 amino acids.
GAGGAAUGGUGUCCCGGUACGAUUCAUGCAGGAUAGAGCACCUAAAUAAAGAGCGACUCUCCGGCGGUGGAGCCGAGCGUUAAUCCGCGGUCGACAGGACGCUCGCUCCGGUCUGUCCCGACAGACAGCAGCGAGGUUUGGUUGAGCUCACAUCCCAAACAGCUCACACACAGAGUCUGGCUCCGCCUCCUCUCCAUAUGAUAUGACAUCACUCUGCGGUUACCACAGAAACCAGGGCUCCACUGCAGACGACGGUUGACAGCCAAGCAGGUGGUGCAAUGGCUGCCCAGGUUGAGGUUGAUGCUGGGCGGCCAUGUGUGGUUGGGAGUCGUCUGCACCUUAGCCCUCUCAUAGACUCUAGCAACAAGAGCUUGAUGGAGAGUUCAGGUGGCACCCAGGGGCCACUUAUUUUUCACCCGGAGCCUAACAAACCUGCCCCGGGUCCCAAGCCUAGACUCACCCCAAAACCUUUCACUGUGGAGAAAAAUCCCACUAUACGCCCCAUUCUUGCUCCUAAACCACAGCCAAAACCAAAACCUGAACCCAGUCGACCAGUUUCCUCCAAACCAGACCUGCCCAGCACACCUAAACCGCAGCUAGCCAGUAAACCCAGUGUACCACCUGCCUUUAAAACAGUCCCGAAGCCCAGCGGUCAAACAAACAAACCUGUGGCCUUUAAACCAGCACCAACCAUCGCUUCUACUGAUUCCAGCAAAUUUAGAACAACCCAAACCGGGGAUGUGCUGAGAAGAACAAGCUUUGGAGCCUCACCAGCUCGACCCAAAACUGAUUUUCAGACCUCCACUCCUGGUGCUGAAUGGCCUUUUGGUUCUCCGAAGAAACAGCCUGGCCCUUCAAUCACUCGUGCUAAAUCAGUGGGCUUUCUCUCAGAGAUCGGACUUAAUAACGAGGACAGUAAAGAGGAUUCUGGUGCUAAGGAUGCGUGUUCUUCUACUGUUCUUCGCCCCCAAUCUAAAGGUUCAAGACCCAGACCGGUUUCAGCUGCGUUUCUCCAAAGCCCCACUAUGUCUGAGUCUCAGGUUGUAUCCCCUACACCUGCUCCUCGUUGGACAAAAGGACGACCCCUUUCAUCUGAUCUUACCUCUAAGUUUGAGACAAUUGGGCUGUCCCUAAACCGGCGACCUACCAAGGAGGAUGGUAAAGAAAACACUCCUCAAAUGCUAGAGGGUGUUGGAGCUAAGACUCAAGAGAAAGAACACAGUGCUGAAAGGGCAGAAGGGUCAAAAAAGUCCCAAAAGGACUCAAAAGAUUGAAUCCAAAA